UCUUGUAUUUUGCUCAAAACUUUUGAGAUCGGUCAGAGAUCCGUUCACGGACAAUUCUAGUGUUCUUUAAAUAAUCGGACCCUGAUCCGUUCACGGAUUAUUUCAAUGAAAAACAGCAUUUUCCGCCAUUUUUGACUGCCAAAACUGAGUGAUAAAAUGGGGAAACGUAAACAAAUAAAAAGAAAUGAAAUUGAUAAAAAAUUUUGUAAAUUAGUGGUGAAAAAGUUAACAAAUGGAAGAAGAAAAGAAAAAACAAACGUACCGGACUCUUUUCAUGGUUCAAAGCGGGUUGAUAAACAACGUGAUCCCCUAGAUCCUUUAGUGACCAAACAGUAAAGAAAAAAAAAAAAGGUGAAAUUUCAACCGAAGAAAUUACAACAAUUCUAAAGGAUGUUCAAAAAGAAUGUAAUUUCACAGGCAGUGAAAUGGAGAACAUAGAAUUGCUGCAUAAGGAAAAGGUCGAAGUGAACAAGCAGCAUGCAAAGCGGAUGGGCCAGAUUUCCAAGGAUUGGGAAGACAACCUCAAUUUUGCCAUGAAGGCAUUAAUAGAAAGCCAUGCUACGGUGCCAACGUCAUGCUGGAUUUGCAGGAAAAUGGUAAACUGCAACUACAUCCGCUGUUCUUCUUGUGUCAAAGUGUAUUGCAGUUACUGUGACAUUGAUUUCCAUACAACAACCACACUUCAUAACCGUGAUGUUAUGCAGAAUUUGAAUGUAAUCAAGUUGAAAGCGAAGGAGUUUUGGGAUUUCUCAAAAGAUGUGGUCAUUGUUAAAGAAGUCUCUGUUUCCUGCUUUGUCCCAUUGGAGUGUGUUGGUUGUAAUUCAAAGAAUAUGCUGAACUUAGAACCUUCAAAAGAAGUUUCAAUGAUUGUUUGCACUCUUGAAGGUCGGUUCGAUCUCAAUGCUGCAUCAUUUCGAUGCCUCAACACUAACUGCAACUAUCAUAAGGAACCUGUUCUGGCAUCGAUGCGAGAAUAUGUGUUAUCAGGAUUGUGGCCAGGUUCUCCCAUUAGAAGUUGCACCCUUUCCAUCACCAAAAAUGCUUGA
Messenger RNA from Daphnia magna, 1046 nucleotides. RefSeq lists its product as uncharacterized. The transcript is spliced from 4 exons. NCBI's taxonomy places the organism in Eukaryota, Metazoa, Arthropoda, Branchiopoda, Diplostraca, Daphniidae. Bases 426 to 1046 code for a protein of 206 amino acids. The record is from RefSeq and is a predicted model, not a curated record.